AUGGCUGAUCCUCUAUCCGUCCUUGGUGGACUGGCGGCGGGAAUGCAGCUUGUUUUAACUGCUGCGAAAGCAGUUCUUGCUACUAUCAAGCUCAUGAAAGACAUGAAGGGAAUACCGCAACGAAUUUCAUCACUCCUCAACGACGUAGCCGACUCGAUAUCUCGCCUGGGUGAUAGUUGCAACGCCGGAUCCAAGCUUUUACAGAAGCUGGAAACUUCCCAAGUGAACCGUCUGUCGCGAUGCGCAAGCGCGCUUUAUCCGGCUUUGAAAGACAUCCACAGCAUGUUGACGCCCCUUAUUAGUAGCAAUCAAAGCAAAGGCAAAUCUGUCCGUCGCUUGUGGAAGACACUCCUGUCGCUGAAAGUGGAGAGGGAGUUAUCAGAGAAGCUUGGAAAGCUGAACAGGCUCAACUUGGAGGUAGUUCGAGAGCUUGGGUUUAUUGGACUGGAGUUCCAUUUGGGCACAAAUGCGCUUGUUAUGUCAAGCACUGCGACUUCCACUGAGAGAUUUUCCAACAUCGAAGCCAAGAUGGAUUCACUAAGAGAUGAAUUCGAGAAAUUCACUUCAUCGAUCCACCAGGCACAUGCUGUUACGUUGGAACCCCCGGAUAAACUCAACAGCGAUUCUAUAGAGUGGUCUCCGUCGCCAAACAAUGAAUUAGUCGAGAGCAGACAAUGCUCAGACACCAUUUCGAGCCCAAUACCAUAUUUCGAAGAAGGUAGAAAAACUCUAAAAGAACGCGAAGAGCAAAUACGGCGUUACCUUUCCAAAACCCCUUCCUCAAACAACAUAUCAACAAGCCAGCAUUUCAACGCAAACCUCGAGUUUGUUCUCUUCAACAUCCGGACCUUUUACACCGAGGGAAACUUUGACCCUCCGCCAGCCAUACAAAGGGCGGCUUUUUGGAAAGAUACCGAAAGUGCAAUCUAUUUCAUGAAAGUUACCAAGGGAGCGGUACGCGGGUCAAGCCAAAGUCAGACUCGAGGGUUACGGCUUCUCAAGAAUUCUACAGCCGACGCAAGCAGUGACUUGAACCAAGGCACUGCUAUUUUACUGAUUGAAUUACUGAGCACGUUAUCUCCCAUCAACACCACCACCUGCCCUUAUGUCCGAGAGAGCAUGCUCCAGUACCUUAGUGAGCUGGCACGAAAGCAGCUUCCCCGCGAUCACCCCAUUGCUCUCGUCAUCAACAAGCUCAAAGACGACAAUGGCGACAAAGACCUUACACUACGCGCCUUCACUUUCAUCGUUGAACGACUGCGAGCCACACUUGGCCCGAUCCACGAACUGACACGCUUUGCGACCAAGAGUUUGUGCGCUCUUCUCCGCCGCAGCGGCGACUACGUCGAAGCACUGCGCGUAACGAACGACGGUCUUCGUGCAAUCCGUGCGCUUCUGGGCCCAGGCUCAUUGCAAGAACGCUUGCUAUCCCGUCAGGUCGAACACGUCUACAUGGACCAGUGCGACUGGCCCGCAGCGCUGGGCGUGUGCUUCGACAUUGUGGGACAGAAGCACCUUGGUGCUCCAAACCCGGAUCCGCGGUACCAUGAUACUUGCGCUGUGCACACCAUGGAAGAUAUUGCAAAGAUUUGUGAGUCCGUUGGAAAUUUGGAACAGGCUGUUGCGUGGUUAAAGCAGGCAAGAAUCAGCGGUGGUAUGGCUUGGGGACGCACUGAGGAGCUGGCGCAUAUUCAGGAUAAGCUCAAUGAACUAUUGAAGCAGAUGGGAAGGGAGGAUGAACUACAACUUUGGAGUACGUCAUUUGGUCCUGAGAUUGAUAGUCAACAAGUAGAGUAG
Aplosporella prunicola CBS 121167 is the source of this 1797-nucleotide messenger RNA. RefSeq lists its product as uncharacterized. The record is from RefSeq and is a predicted model, not a curated record. Lineage: Eukaryota; Fungi; Ascomycota; Dothideomycetes; Botryosphaeriales; Aplosporellaceae. The coding region runs from base 1 to 1797 and encodes 598 amino acids. The transcript has a single exon. Gene Ontology annotation, molecular function: protein binding.